This is a messenger RNA of Lycium barbarum (goji berry), 2351 nucleotides long. RefSeq names its product transcription factor bHLH48-like. Lineage: Eukaryota; Viridiplantae; Streptophyta; Magnoliopsida; Solanales; Solanaceae. The coding region runs from base 837 to 1973 and encodes 378 amino acids. Gene Ontology annotation, molecular function: protein dimerization activity; DNA-binding transcription factor activity. The record is from RefSeq and is a predicted model, not a curated record. Gene Ontology annotation, cellular component: nucleus. Gene Ontology annotation, biological process: regulation of DNA-templated transcription. The transcript is spliced from 7 exons.
AUUUAUAAGUACACAAGAACCAAAGCAAUGUUGCUUUAAGGCAGCGGCUACAGAGCAAAAAGGGCAACGCCUUUUUCAGAGAGUCAAAGAUAAGAAGAGAGAAACCACACAGAGAGUUGCAGAGAAGAAAAUAAUUGACCGCCAUUGAAACUCCAUAUAGAAGGGGAAAAAAAAAAAAACUUUGCAAAAUUGCAACACAACAAAAAAGAGAGAAAAAGAAGUAUAUAAAAGCUUCUUUUUCACUCAAAAGACUUCCAAAAUACCUCUGUUUGGUUCAGUAUUUAUCUCUAUUUUUCUUCCUCACUGAGCAACCCUUUUCCUCAAAAUUGAAACACAACAAAAACAAGAGAAAAAAGAAGUAUAUAAAAGCUUCAUUUUCACUCAAAGACUUCAAAAAUACCUCUGUUUGGUUCAGUAUUUAUCUCUUUCUUUCCCAUUUUUUCUUCCUUACUGAGCAACCCUUUUCCUCAAAUUUGUAACACAACAAAAACAAGAGAAAAAAGAAGUAUAUAAAAGCUUCAUUUUCACUCAAAAUCUUCAAAAAAUACCUCUGUUUGGCUCAGUAUUUGUCUCUUUUUUCCAUUUUCUUUUCCAAACUGAGCAACCCUUUUCCUUCAUUAGUAUUCUUAAGCUCCUUGACUCAAAUAUUCUUCAAAAAAAAAAAAAAAAAAACUCUGCUAAAUUUGUGGGGUUUUUAUAAAUAUUUCCAUUGGACUUUGCAACAUUUCAGGCAAAACUCAAAAGAGUUAUCGAAAUUCGAGCAACUGUACAAAUUGACCUUGGGGUUUUGUCCAAUCUCAUUCUUGAAGAAAAGUUUGGGUCAAUUUUGGUGCAAAAUGGAUAAUCUGGUGGAAUCAGGACAAGCUAGAUCCGAGAAUUGCGGAGCAAAAAUGGGAAAUGAUUUUCACCAAUUUGACGAUGAAAUAAUAUUAUCAGCUGCAUCGAACUCUGGAAGUUCUUUUACUGCAUUACUCGGUCUCCCAGCAAAUCAAGCAGUUGAGCUAUUAUUAGUUCACUCACCAGAAACAACAACAACAACAAUUGACAAAAUGACAGCAUCAUCAGACAAUAAUAAUAGUAAUAAUAAUAAUAAUAAGCUCGUUGCUGCAAGUGAAGUUCAACAUCAUACACCACCUUAUUAUCCUUAUCCUACUCCACCUCCGAUGUUUCCUUCGGAUACUGCUUUGAUUGACAGAGCAUCAAAGUUCUCUGUCUUUGCCGGGAAUUCCCUGGAAUCUAAUUCGACCCUUUCGAAUUCCGGGGAAAACUUAAUGUUAGUGAAGCAGGAACCAAUAGAUUCUGAAUUUAAGAAUCAGAAUUCGUCUCCGGUGAGUUCUAAUCCAUUGGUUAAUCAGAAAACAACUAAGAGAAAGGAAAGGGAGAAGAAGGUAAAAGAAACUACUAAAAAGGAAAAAAAAUCAGCAAACAAUACCUCGGAAGACGAGAAGUUACCAUAUGUUCAUGUUCGAGCUCGUCGAGGCCAAGCUACUGAUAGCCAUAGCUUAGCAGAAAGAGCAAGGAGAGAGAAAAUUAAUGCUAGGAUGAAGCUACUUCAAGAGCUGGUCCCAGGAUGUAAUAAGAUCUCAGGUACUGCAAUGGUGUUGGAUGAGAUAAUCAACCAUGUACAAUCCCUACAGCGUCAAGUGGAGUUCUUAUCAAUGAGACUUGCUGCGGUUAACCCGAGAACUGAUUUCAACCUCGACAGUCUCUUUGCAGCAGAAAGGAGUGGUUCCCAUGUGGAGAGUAACUUACCAGACAUGGUUGUUCCACCUAUCUGGAUCGAGGGACAAACAAGCGGAAACAGAAACCAGUAUCAAAAUCUAUGGCAUGUUGAAGGGUUCCAUCAGCCUGUCUGGGGAAGGAUAGAAGACAACUCUAGCUUUGUUACCCCAGAGAACUCACUUUUGACAUAUGAUUCCUCAGCAAAUUCAGCAUCUUUACACCCAAAUCAUCAACUGAAAAUGGAGCUAUGAAAGCAGAAGCAAGUCUUUUACUAGUGGUUAGCUGUAUAUAUAUCGGACAUAUUAGUUGAUAGCAGCCGGUGGCGGACAAGAGAGUUCUCAAGAAUUCAGAUUUCGGGUUUCACCUUCCUCUAAUGAAACAGCAGGGAGAAACUCUAGAUUGAUAUCUGUUAGAGAGGGAUAAAAAUUACUUGUAUCCCUUAUUUCUAUUUAUAUAUUAUAACAUAUAUAUUUAUAUGUAUGCCAUGCGGAAAGAUGCUUGUCUAUACGAACGUAGGUUCGUUCAAUCUGAUACUUGGUACGACAGAUGAUUGAUUGAUUGAUUCAUCGUUGUAAAACAAGAAUGGACUAGUGGUUACUACAUUGUUAUGCAGAGAAAGCUUUGCGCUA